AGGCCUCACAACGUCAUGAAGAGUUGACGCGCGAGAUGCGGGAACUCAGGACGAGGCGGGUGAAUGCAGUGGGCAGCUUGCAUGGCAAGCUCUGCGCCCUUCAUGGGAAGCCAUGGGUUUUGAAAGCGCCGCCUUCAGGCGCCAGGGCUCACUGCUCCAAGACGCUCUCAUCUCAUUCAUCGCCUCGCUCGCCCCAGAGCCCACAACGCUCGAUGAGUUGUGGCUCACGGUCGCAGAGCCCACAACCCUCACGGUCCAUGAGCCGAAAGCGGAAGGCCCUGCCGCGACGCUUGAAAAAGUUGAAGGAGGCCUCGUCCUCCUCCUUAGAGGCGGCCGAGGAGCGGCGAAAGCAGCGCAUGGCUGCAGACGGCUGGAUCUUCGAAACCUGCCCGCGCUACACCGUGCCGGGUGGAGUGAUUGUGAAGCCGCCAGUGUGGAAAGACCUACCCAAAGGCAUGUCUGCUUUCCAUCGAAGCUUGAUCGAUGUGGUCGGCCAGUCCUUGAGAAAGAAAGACAAGUACAUGUCAGCAGAUUCUGAAGGGUCCACCUGGCAUGGUUUGCGGGGAAGUUCUCAUUUGUGCACCGAAAUAUGGGAGAACCCUGAGGAGGGACUCCUCACUUGCGGCCACUUCCAGGAGUGGUAUGUGCAAAAGCAGCUCAAGGAACAGUUGUUCGAGCGCAAAGAGGAGCUGGUGACCUUCCACCAGAACUUUGGCCUCCUGACAUGUUGGACUCGGGUGCAAGUGGUGGCACGCCUGGGUAGCUCUUACAUAAGCGGUUAUAAGUCACAAGUCGGUCUAUGUUUCUUGAAGUGUUGAGAGCUGAAUACCAGGCCCCUCAAUCAGAGCUAGCAGAAUGCACACCACAGUGAUCCAGAUUGGUGGAUGGGCCGGACCACAGUGUGUCACAUUCUCCGCUUUCGCAACGUGUCGUUUCUGCAUGCAAUGUAGUGUUUUAAGUUGUUGGCAAAGGGGCUCAAAGGAGAUCCCGCUAAGAACAAACCCAUUUUUGGCUCGCUACAACGUUUCUGGGGCAUAGAUUUAACUUGAACCUGAAGGCCCGUG
Messenger RNA from Durusdinium trenchii, 1064 nucleotides. Lineage: Eukaryota; Dinophyceae; Suessiales; Symbiodiniaceae. The record is from the annotation of a GenBank genome assembly.